Messenger RNA from Lichtheimia ornata, 1719 nucleotides. RefSeq lists its product as uncharacterized. Gene Ontology annotation, biological process: regulation of DNA-templated transcription; nuclear pore organization; NLS-bearing protein import into nucleus. Gene Ontology annotation, cellular component: nuclear pore nuclear basket; nuclear membrane; nuclear pore central transport channel. Bases 1 to 1719 code for a protein of 572 amino acids. The record is from RefSeq and is a predicted model, not a curated record. Gene Ontology annotation, molecular function: phospholipid binding; structural constituent of nuclear pore; single-stranded DNA binding. The transcript is spliced from 5 exons. NCBI's taxonomy places the organism in Eukaryota, Fungi, Mucoromycota, Mucoromycetes, Mucorales, Lichtheimiaceae.
AUGGCCUUUUCGUUUGGAUCCGGUGCGUCAACAUCUACAGGAUUUGGCCAUCAACGUAGCAAUACUUCAUUAUUCGCGCCGGCAUCGUCUUCACAGCCAUCGACAGGUUCAUUUGGUUCCUCUGGAGGAAGUUUUGGCGCAUCGGGUCAAAAUCAACAACAGCAGACAUCGUCAGGAUUGUUUGGGUCGACCAACACAGCAGGUUCUUCAACUACAGGCUUUGGUGGUGGCAUGAGUCAACAACCUAGUGGAGGUGGUGGUUUGUUUGGUGCUUCCACAGCUACAACCCAACCAGCAGCCACAGGAGGUCUUUUUGGUGGUCAACAGCAGCAGCAACAACAACCAUCAGGUGGCCUAUUUGGAUCCACAACAGCUACUAGUCAACCAGCUACAGGUGGUGGUUUAUUUGGAUCCACAACAGCUACCAGUCAACCAGCUACAGGUGGUGGUUUAUUUGGAUCUACAACUACAACGAGUCAACCAGCUACAGGUGGUGGUUUAUUUGGAUCAACAGCUACGAGUCAACCAGCUACAGGUGGUGGUGGUCUUUUUGGAUCUACAACUACGACGAGCCAACCUGCUACGGGAGGAGGUUUAUUUGGAUCUUCAGCUACAACGAAUCAACCAGGUGGUCUUUUUGGAUCUACAACAACGACGAGUCAACCAGCAGCAGGAGGUAGCUUAUUCGGAUCAACCACAUCGACCAGUCAACCUGCUACGGGCGGUGGCGGUCUUUUUGGAUCAACUACUACUGCUACUAGUCAACCUGCUACAGGAGGUGGAGGUCUUUUUGGAUCAACUACUACUACCACGAGUCAACCUGCUACAGGAGGUGGAGGUCUUUUUGGUAGUGGAUUCGCCUCAUCCAAACCAUCCAUUGGUUUUGCAUCAACCACAACACAGCAACCACAACAGCAACAGCAACAGCAAGAAUCCUUGUUAAGCCUGUCGACGGUGUUCCCGGAUACCAAUGUCCCUUAUUUCAUUGUCAAACCAGAUAAACUUGAACGCAUUCCUGUUCCAUCCAGCAUCUUUACCAAUGCCGAAAAAUCCCAAAACAAGGCACGUGAUUUUGAAGAGGAGAGCUCACUUGCCAUUGGUGAACGACGUACCACUCUUCCUCGAUUCCUUACUUCAGCCACAUCACCGUCUUCGAGUCGAGAAGGAGGACAAUCAAAGCGUAGCAGCCAAGAACGACAUCCCACUACCUCUACUCCUACUACUUCUACCUCAGGUCUCCCAUACAUGCACAGCAAUAACCAAGGCAUCUUUGGUACAACGGCACAUUGCAGUUUUGGCGAUGGUAACAGUACAAGAAUGGAGGAUGAGGAUACCCCGCCUGUUGCUUCCUUAUGGGAUGUGGGGGUGAGUCCACAACGUUAUAUCAGUGAACCAGAGAAAGCAACCGCACCUUCAGACUUGUGGACAGAAUCGGUGAGGCACUCUGGUGCAAGUCGACUUGCAACAGCAACAUUUGAAAAAACAUCGGAUGGCACCAUUGUCAAAGUGUUUGGUUUCCCCCCUGAUAUGAAGACUGCUAUCAUUGAAUACUUUUCUCAACUCGGCCACAUCGAAGAACGAUACCAAUCCGUCAGCAAUUGGAUGACAUUCCGGUAUUCAUCUCAAGAUUCGGCAAAGAGGGCUCUGGAAAGUCACGGCCAUGUUCUUCAAAAUACCUGUAUGGUGGGCGUUGUGAGGGCAAACUCAAUGGCAGGAUAA